UAUCAAUGCGCACCUACCUAUUCGAGCUGUGCUGGGAAGCUAGUGCUACACAAGUCGUCACACGACGGACCCUUGGCUUCAUGUAUAGGUGCUCACUCAAGCAUUGCUGGUAUUGAACACUGAACAGGCAGGGCGCUGAGCGGUUGUUAAUUGUUAUCACUUGUCUGUGCCGGUCGUUCGGUUACCCUCCCCCCGCUAUUACCCAACAUGUUGGAGGCGUUUCUAGUGGCUGCGCCGGCGAAAAAGUCCCUCGACUUGGCUACCAGUCGUACAUGUUAGUCUGUUCGAACGGUCAUUAAUUGAUUUGCCCUCCACGGACAAGUAGUCGGUUGUCAGAUCAUGUUGGCCUCCCGCUGAGAGUUCGGAACGCUCAGACACGACAGCGUCGCGCUAAGCCGCUUUCCAGAUGUAAAAAUACCGUGUGUCGUAGCCCCACGUGGGGUACGGCCGGCGCCGCGCGCGCUGAUUGGUCGAGCGGCGGCGGCCGUCAGCUGUUGCCUGGAAUGCGCACGGAGCGCCAGUCUUGCGAGCGACGCCGUGGUGAGUGGUGCGGUGCGUCGUCGCUCCGUGUGGCGGUGCGCCCCGAGUGCGCGACAGUGAGAGUGCGACUCACAGGUGCUGAGGAACUCGGUGGAUAUGUACGCGACGCCUCGACCUCCGGGAACGGGCGGGCCGCCCCAGCCGCCCAGCCAGCUCAAGUUCACCAUAUCCGACACGUGUGACCGCAUCAAGGAAGAGUUCAACUUUCUGCAGACACAGUACCACGCGCUGAAGCUGGAAUGUGAAAAACUGGCCAAUGAGAAGACGGAAAUGCAGCGGCAUUAUGUCAUGUACUACGAGAUGUCUUAUGGGCUGAACGUCGAGAUGCACAAACAGACGGAGAUCUGUAAGCGGCUGAACGCCAUCCUGGCACAGGUGAUCCCGUUCCUGUCUCAGGACCAUCAGCAGCAGGUGGCCUCGGCAGUGGAGCGGGCCAAACAGGUCACCAUGGCAGAACUCAACCAGAUCAUUGGCCAACAGAUGCACGCGCAGCAGGCGCUGAACCCGCACGCGCCCUCGCUGCCAGUGCCGCCGCACGGCCUGCCGGGGAUGCCGGGCCUGCCGCCCACCAGCCUGGCCUCGGCGGGACUCCUGCAGUCAGCCGUGAGCAGCGCCUCGCUGCCCGGCUUCGCCACACACCCGCUGAUGAAGCCCGAGUUUGUGCGACAUGAGGCCGAGAUGGCCGCCAAGAGGAUGGCGGCGCUGGCACAGGAGGAGGAACGACAGUCUGGCAGCGCGGCUAGGCUGGCUGCCGUCACCGCCGGCUACCGUCCCGCACCAGUGCGGAGAUCCAUGUCCCCUGACGUCAGGGACCGAGAAAAGCCUGUCCGACCGCGGUCCCGUACACCCGACGAGCGGGACGCGGAGGUCAAACGGCGAAAGGAGAACAUCAAGCGUGAGCAUCACGAGUCCGACAACGAAAAGUCCGACCAAGAUCUGGUGGUAGACGUCGCCGGACCUGACGACACCUCGCCACGUCACAACGGGGAGCCUCGCCCCUCGGACCUGCGGAACGGUGCACCGGGCGGCGGCGGCGGCGGCGCGGCCGGUGCUGGAUCCUCCGACGACCGAAAGCCCCCUCCCGGAGGAGAGCGGCCUCCCAGUCAGAGCAGCAGCAGCCGCAGCACGCCCAGCCUCAGCCGCAAAGAGUCGCCCACCACCCCAGUGAGCAAGUCCCUGACGCCCACGUCGGCGCCCAACGGCAGCCUGAAGGCGGCGGCGACCGGUGCCCCGGGCGUCGGCUACCCUCCGUACAUGGCGCCCGGACAGCGACCUGACCUGCCGGCCGGCGCGGCGCCUGGCUUUCCGCCCAUGGCACCCGGCUACCUGCGAGGACCACCGCAGGUCAAUUACGACGCCCACGGACCGGUACGCGCGCCUCCGAUCCCCUCCAAUGGCCACACCGGACCCGGAGGAAAGCCGUCGUACAGUUUCCACGUCGGAGCUGACGGUCAGCUGCAGCCGGUGACAUUCCCCCAGGACGCCCUGCUGGGUCCCGGCAUCCCGCGCCACGCGCGCCAGAUGAACACGCUCAGUCACGGAGAGGUGGUGUGCGCAGUCACCAUCUCCAACCCCACCAAGUUCGUCUACACGGGCGGCAAGGGCUGCGUCAAGGUCUGGGACAUCGGACAGCCCAACGCCAAGACGCCCGUCUCGCAGCUCGAGUGUCUGCAGCGGGAUAACUACAUCCGCUCGGUGAAGUUGCUGCCUGAUGGACGUACUCUGAUUGUCGGUGGUGAGGCCAGCACUCUCAGUAUCUGGGAUCUCAACUCACCCACUCCCCGGAUCAAGGCCGAACUCAACUCCUCGGCUCCGGCAUGCUACGCGCUGGCCAUCUCUCCCGACUCGAAGGUGUGCUUCAGCUGCUGCAGCGACGGCAACAUCGCCGUCUGGGACCUGCACAACCAGCAGCUGGUGCGUCAGUUCCAGGGGCACACGGACGGCGCCUCGUGCAUUGACAUCUCGUCCGACGGCAACAAGCUGUGGACGGGCGGUCUGGACAACACGGUGCGCUCGUGGGACCUGCGCGAAGGUCGCCAGCUGCAGCAGCACGACUUCAGCUCUCAGAUCUUCUCGCUGGGCUUCUGUCCGACCGGCGAGUGGCUGGCCGUCGGCAUGGAGAGCUCCAACGUCGAGGUGCUGCACGUCAACAAGCCCGACAAGUACCAGCUGCACCUGCACGAGAGCUGCGUGCUCUCGCUCAAGUUCGCCCAGUGCGGCAAGUGGUUCGUCUCCACCGGCAAGGACAACCUGCUCAACGCCUGGAGGACACCGUAUGGCACUUCUAUUUUCCAGUCGAAGGAGUCGUCGUCGGUGUUGAGCUGCGACAUUUCCGCCGACGAUAAGUUCAUCGUCACCGGCUCUGGAGACAAGAAGGCCACCGUCUACGAAGUGAUCUUUUAAAACUGCGUGCGGCGAACGACGGACAAUGUGUGAUGACGUCACAAAAGCCGACGCUGGCUCGUUGAUACUCUGACGUCAUAUGACCGAUAUUGUGACGUUGUGACCGGCAGUGAAGUGACGUGGGCUCUGGUGGGUGAUUGUGUGCGAGGAAGUGCCAGCACAACGGUUUUGAUGUUUGGAGCACUUGACGUACUGUUUGAGCACUGUGUUAUCGACAACUUUAUGGCUCGGAGAGUUUUCCGCGGAUGCGAAGUUGCGAUUGGUUUUUGACACUCCGUGCUGGAGGUCUCUGGAGGAGUGUUCCAGAGUGUUGAGUGUCCCGGAGUGUCCGGCUGGUCGCUGAGUGCCGUUUGUGUGUCACUUGUGCUCGGACCAUAUUGGUUCGACAUCUCUCAGUUGAUUUUUUGGUCUGACUGCGGCCGGCACACACGACCACGGAACCAGGCGAGACUCCAGGAGCGGGACGGUCUCUCGCAUCGUGCCAUGGUCUGGGUAUUACGUUUUAUCGGUUACUGGACGGGCGGUGUUUGGUGUGGUGGCGUGUCAGAGGCUGUAUGCACAGAGAACCCAGAGCCGUCGGACCGGGGUGCGACCUGUUGUCGAAGCGACCCGGUUAGGUCGAACCUGACGCCCUGUUUCCCAUUCAGUGCUAGUACAAACUAUGUCGACGUGAGCGAAUGCUGUGAGAAUGUGAGAGCGUCUGCCCGGACGGGUGACGGUGAGAAUGGGAGUGUGUUUGGGGGUGUAAGCGCCGGUGUAAAGUAUAUGUACAGAGGUCUGGGCGGCGCUAUUUGGGGGCGUAUCACAGCGCACGGGACUGCUGGAUCUCCUGACGGCAGUUGACAUAGGCAGGCGCGCUGGUUUCCGAGCGAAUGUAAAUAAACCGUGAACAUAGUCA
Messenger RNA from Amphibalanus amphitrite, 3841 nucleotides. RefSeq names its product protein groucho-like. Gene Ontology annotation, molecular function: protein binding; transcription corepressor activity. The transcript is spliced from 13 exons. Lineage: Eukaryota; Metazoa; Arthropoda; Thecostraca; Balanomorpha; Balanidae. The coding region runs from base 637 to 2943 and encodes 768 amino acids. The record is from RefSeq and is a predicted model, not a curated record. Gene Ontology annotation, cellular component: transcription regulator complex; nucleus. Gene Ontology annotation, biological process: regulation of DNA-templated transcription; negative regulation of canonical Wnt signaling pathway.